Molecule: messenger RNA, 9722 nt
Organism: Salvelinus fontinalis (brook trout)
Lineage: Eukaryota; Metazoa; Chordata; Actinopteri; Salmoniformes; Salmonidae
Product: zinc finger and BTB domain-containing protein 43-like
Exons: 2
Coding region: 107-1528 (473 amino acids)
Biological process (GO): regulation of transcription by RNA polymerase II
Molecular function (GO): DNA-binding transcription factor activity, RNA polymerase II-specific; protein binding; RNA polymerase II cis-regulatory region sequence-specific DNA binding
Source: RefSeq, a predicted model, not a curated record
GAUGACGUGGGCUGAAAGAAUUCCAGUGGAACUCGGAAGAGAAGCGACUGUUGUAUUCUAAAUCAAGAGAUAGAAAUGAAAUCGAAGAUCUAGACCCCUGGCUGCCAUGGAGUCCGAGGGGAAUGUGCUCCGCGUGGACUUCCCAAACUUCUCCGGAACCCUGCUGCAGAAGCUCAACCAGCAGCGGCAGAGGGGCCAGCUCUGUGACAUCAUCGUAGUCAUCCAGGGACACCAGUACCGUGCUCACCGGGCCAUCUUGGCCGCCAGUUCGCCCUACUUCUGCGACCAAGUACUCCUUAAAAACAGUGCCCGCUGCGUUUUACCUGACGUCAUGCACCCGUGCGUGUUCGAACGUCUCCUCCUCUCUUGCUACACGGGCACCCUGCACCUACCUGCCGGCGAGGUGGUAGCUUUCCUCACGGCAGCUAGCUUCCUCCAGAUGUGGCAUGUGGUGGACAAAUGCACUGAGCUCUUAGAGGUGGUAGGAAGCGGCGCUAGCACAUUAGUGCACAAGUCUGCUGGUGGGCUGAGGGACAGGUCUUUCCCUGGGGACAGCAGUUACCACAGCCCUGGGGACGGCUCUAUGGGCCUGGAGGACGGCGGAGGAGGAGGAGCAGUAGAGGGCUUUGCCAAAAUGGAGAUGGACCAGCUCCUGGAGAACAGCUUCUCCCCACCCACUCUGGAGAAUAACAGCACCCAGCCCAGCGGAAGCUGCUCGCCACCGGUCGACCACGACGGCUCAGGUAGCGAGGUCGCCAGCCAGGAUGGGGAUGUUGAGGAGGGUGGCGAAGGGGACUAUCAGUACUCCAGACCGGCCUAUGUCCCGCCCAGCAUCAUGGGCCACAGGAAAUGGGUCCACGUAAAGUCGGAAAGGCGCGCAGAUUGCAGGGGCGACGGGUCCCUCUUUAGCGGGGACCCUGCGGUCCCUGACUCUGAGCAGCUGAAACUUACCCAUUCCCAGGCCUCGGCCAGCAGGAGCUCCCUGGACCACAGCAUUGAUGAGAAACCGGUGGUUCAGCUGGAGGAGAGCCUGGAGGAGGACCCUCUGGACUUCUACGGUACCUCCAUAGAGGGCUUCUCCACCGACAAGGCCGACGGGACACCGCUUGGACUGAAAGAUGACCUGCUAGAAAGGGCAACCGGGGUUGAGGAGAGUGGUGGUGGGGGAGAAAGAACCCCUGGUGGUCUCCAGGAAGAGACCUCCCACUCGGGCUUCGCCUCAGUGGUCUACAAGCUGUACCCCUGCCAGUGUGGCAAGAGCUUCACCCACAAGAGCCAGCGGGACCGGCACAUGAGCAUGCACCUGGGCUUGCGGCCGUACGGCUGCGCCGUGUGUGGCAAAAGUUUCAAGAUGAAGCAUCACCUGGUCGGCCACAUGAAGAUUCACACGGGCGUCAAGCCCUACGAGUGCAGCCUGUGCGCCAAACGCUUCAUGUGGCGGGACAGCUUCAACCGUCACACGUCCUCCUGCACCAGGGUCCAUCAGGCCCGGUGCGCCGUCAACGAGCAGGCCGCCCAGAUCUGCUGAUCCCAGAUGUUAUUUCCAAACCACCAUUCACCUCGUCUCCCCCCCCCACUAUCCCAUAUCAGUUUCACUGAACAGGCUGCUCAGAUGUGCCUGUCCCGAGAUCAGAUUAAGACAGUGCUGCUUGGAUGAAAACCUUCCAAUCAGUUUAGCUGGAUUUAGAAUUAUAUAUCCGAGCAGCGGCCUGAGCCACCGACGCAUUACAUAUAACUUAUCCAAGAUCAGAAUCCUGGAAAGCUUUGUAGUCUAGUCAGAUCUGAUUGUGUGGAAUUAGAACAUUAGGUUUUGCGGUGUGUGGACGGCUAUACACAGCAUUCUGAAAGUAUUCAGACCCCUUGACUUGUUAUGUUUCAGCCUUAUUCUAAAAUGUAUUAAAUAGUUUUAUUCCUCAUCAAUUUACACACAAGACCCCAUAAUGACAAAGCAAAAACAGGUUUUUGCUAAUUUAUUAAAAAUUAAAAAUAUAAAUAUCACAUUUACUUAAGUAUUCAAAACCCUUUACUCAGUACUUUAUUGAAACAUCUUUGGCAGCGAUUACAGCCUCGAGUCUUCUUGGGUAUGAUGCUACAAGCUUGGCACACCUGUAUUUGGGGAGUUUCUCCCAUUCUUCUCUGCAGAUCCUCUCAAACUCUGCACAGCUAUUUUCAGGUCUAUCCAAAGAUGUUCGAUCGGGUUCAAGUCCGGGCUCUGGCUGGGCCACUCAAGGACAUUCAAGAACUUGUCCCGAAGCCACUCCUGCGUUGUCUUGGCUGUGUGCUCAGGGUCUUUGUCCUUUUGGAAGGUGAACCUUCGCCCCAGUGUGAGGUCCUGAGCGCUCUGCAGCAGGUUUUCAUCAAGGAUCUCUCUGUACUUUGCUCCGUUCAUCUUUCCCUCGAUCCUGAGUAGUCUCCAGUCCCUGCCGCUGAAAAACAUAUCCACAGCAUGAUGCUGCCACCACCAUGCUUCACCGUAGAAAUAGUGCCAGGUUUCCUCCAGACAUAACGCUUGGCAUUCAGGCCAAAGAGUUCAAUCUUUGUUUCAUCAGACCAGAGAAUCUUGUUUCUCAUGGUUGAGAGUCCUAUAGGUGCCUUUUGGCAAACUCCAAGUGGGCUGUCGUGUGCCUUUUACUGAGGAGUGGCUUCCGUCUGGCCACUCUACCAUAAAGGCCUGAUUGGUGGAGUGCUGCAGAGAUGGUUGUCCUUCUGGAAGGUUCUCCCAUCUCCACAGAGGAACUCUGGAGCUCUGUCAGAGUGACCAUCGGGUUCUUGGUAACCUCUCUGAUCAAGGCCCUUCUCCCCCGAUUGCUCAGUUUGGCCAAGCGGGCCAGCUCUAGGAAGAGUCUUGGUGGUUCCCAACUUCUUCCAUUUAAGAAUGAUGGAGGCCACUGUGUUCUUGGGGAACUUCAAUCCAGCCGAAUGUUUUUGGUACCCUUCCCCAGCUCUUUGCCUCGACACAAUCCUGUCUCUGAGCUCUACGGCUUAGUUUUUGCUCUGACAUGCACUGUCAACUGUGGGACCUUUAUAUAGACAGGUGUGUGCCUUUCCAAAUAAUGUCCAAUCAAUAGAAUUUACCACAGGUGGACUCCAAGUUGUAGAAACAUCUCAAGGAUGAUCUUUAUGGGGGUAUUGUGUGUAGAUUUAUAAGGAUUUUUUAUUUAUUUAAUCUAUUUAGAAUAAGGCUGUAACGUAACAAAAUGUGGAAAAAGUCAAGGGCUCUGAAUAAUUUCCCAAAUGCACUGCAGCUACUUAACAGGAGAGAUGUGGAGUGUAUGUAAAUUGACUUUGGAGCAAGAAUGGGUUUGGUCACACAUCCAAUGUGGGGUCUACGUUACCUCAAUGUUCUCACAUAGACACAACCAUAGCCAUUACAUUUACUGUUUAUUAUAAUUUUUUUUUAAUCAUAUAUGGGCCUAUGUGGAUGAGGAUUAUUUUUUUUUUCUUCAGUCCCCCUCAUUAAGAAAGUGUCCCUUUCCUCAGGUGUCUGGAUGUUGGGAGAGCAGUGCUGGUCAUCAUAUCAAUUAGCCAGCGAUGAGUCUUCAUUUUGAAACCUCACUUGUCGUUUGCCAUCCAAUGACUUAUCAUAUCUAUCACUUCAAAAAUAAUUGUGUAUAAAUAUCUUAUUUAUUCAUUUUUUUUUGUGGGGGGGGGGGGGUCGGAUCAUGUAAAUGAGACGAUGUAUCUUGGACAAACUUGUACAGUUGUAGGAAAUGAUGGUAGGUUACAUGAUGGUGAGUAGUGUUUGUUGAGGUGUGCCAAUGUACUGUAGUUAGGUCAAUAAAACACGAGGCUACUGAGCUAUGGAAUAGUGCUUAUGAUAUUGAUUUGUGCGUUUAUUUGCCAUUUUGAACAUACUUACGUUUAAAGGGGCGAUCAGUAGUUGAAACGAUAACAAAGCGUUCUCUCCUCCCCCUGUUUCUGUUAAAAGUUGAGGGAUGGCGCCAGAGAAAUGAAACCACUCUCAAAUUGGUAGACGGAGCUAUGGAUGCUAGGACUGACCAUCCAUGAUAUCAAAAUGAUAUAUAGAUUUAUUUUUUUAGCCCCUUUUCUCCCCAAUUUUCGUGGUAUCCAAUCGCUAGUAGUUACUAUCUUGUCUCAUCGCUACAACUCCCGUACGGGCUCGGGAGAGACGAAGGUCGAAAGCCAUGCGUCCUCCGAAGCACAACCCAACCAAGCUGCACUGCUCCUUAACACAGCGCGCCUCCAACCCGGAAUCCAGCCGCACCAAUGUGUCGGAGGAAACACCGUGCACCUGGCUCCCUUGAUUAGCACGCACUGCACCCGGCCCGCCACAGGAGUCGCUGGUGCGCAAUGAGACAAGGAUAUCCCUACCGGCCAAACCCUCCCUAACCCGGACGACGCUAGGCCAAUUGUGCGUCGCCCCACGGACCUCCCGGUCGCGGCCGGCUGCGACAGAGCCUGGGCGCGAACCCAGAGUCUCUGUUGGCACAGCUAGAGCUGCGAUGCAGUGCCCUAGACCACUGCGUCACCCGGGAGAAAAUGAUAGUUUUAACCAUGGUUUGAGGAUAUAUAUUGUGUUGGUUUACAUUGUUUGUAAACAUUGGAGUAAAACAAGCGUAUAUGUUGGGUUCUGAUGGGGGUACGACAGUUGAACUAAGCUCAGAGGCAUUUAUAAGUUAUAUUCUUCAAGUCCAAAAAUGGAUGUAGCAAUUGCAGAUUGCCCCUUUUUUAAUGAGAUAUACAUUUAAAUUUUGGAAAUACCAUUAUUUGAGGCACUCCAAAUAUGUACAGUGGCUUCAGAAAGUAUUCCUAUCUCCUGACUAAUUCCACGUUCAGUUGUGAAUUCAAAAUGGAUUACAUAGAUAUUUUCUCACCCAUCUACACACAACACCCCAUAAUAACAAAGUGAAAACGUGUUUCUUUGGACAUUUUUUGCACGUUUAUUGCAAAUGAAAUACAGAAAUAUCUCAUUUACAUAAGUAUUCACAACCCUGAGUCAAUACUUUGUAGAAGCACCUUUGGCAGCGAUUAUAGCUGUGAGUCUUUCCAGGUAAGUUUCUAAGAGCUGUUCACACCUGGAUUGUGCAACAUUUGCCCAUUAUUAUAAUUCAAAUUUCUUCAAGCUCAGUCAAAUUGGUUGUUCAUCAUUGCUUGACAACCAUUUUCAGGUCUUGCCAUAGAUUUUCAAGUAGAUUUAAGUCAAAACUGUAACUCGGUCACUCAGGAUCAUUCACUGUCUUCUUGGUAAGCAACUCCAGUGUAGAUUUGGCCUUAUGUUUUAGGUUAUUGUACUGCUGAAAGGUGAAUUCAUCUCCCAGUGUCUGGUGGAAAGCAGACAACCAGGUUCUACUCUAGGAUGUUGCCUGUGCUUAGCUCCAUUCUGUUUAUUUUCAUCCUGAAAAACUCCCCAGCCCUUAACGAUUACAAGCAUACCUAUAACAUGAUACAACCAACACUGUGCUUGAAAAUAUGGAAUGGUACUCAGCAAUGUGUUGUAUUGGAUUUGCCCCAAACAUAACACUUUGUAUUCAGGACAAAAAGUGAAUUGCUUUACCACAUUUUUUUUGCAAUAUUACUUUAGUGCCUUGAUGCAAAUAGGAUGCAUAUUUUGGAAUAUUUGUUAUUCUGUACAGGCUUCCCUCUUUUCCACCUGUCAUUUAGGUUCGUAUUGUGGAGUAACUACAACGUUGUUGAUCCCUCAGUUCUCCCCUACCACAGCCAUCAAACUCUGUAACUGUUUUAAAGUCACCAUUGGCCUCAUGAGCGGUUUCCUUCCUCUACGGCAACUGAGUUAUUAAGGACGCCUGUAUCUUUGUAGUGACUGGGUGUAUUGAUACACCAUCCAAAGUGUAAUUAAUAACUUCACCAUGCUCAAAGGGAUAUUCAAUGUCUGCUUUUUUAUUUUUACCCAUCUACCAAUAGGUGCCCUUCUUUGAGGCAUUGGAAAACCUCCCUGUAUUUUGUGGUUGAAUCUGGGUUUGAAAUUCACUGCUCAACUGAGUGACCUUACAAAUAAUUGUAUGUGUGGGGUACAAAGAUGAGGUGGUCAUUAAAAAAAUCAUCAACUUAUUAUGUAACUUGUUAAACCAAUUUUUACUCCUGAACUAAAUUCAGGCUGUAACACAACAAAAUGUGGAUAAAGUCAAGGGGUGUGAAUACUUUCUGAAGGCACUGUAUAUAUAUGAGGCACUCAAACCUAGUUUGAACUAGAGCAUGACUUUCUAGUGACUUUUUGCCAGUAGGCUACUUGUUAGCUAGCCUACAUGUUCGUACAGUCAGCCACAUAAAGAUUGUGUGUAACAUAAUACAACAAAGCUUGUAUACCUCUUUUUAAAUGAUGCCUGGCAUAAAUCAUAAGACUUUUGCGUUUCAAGUCUGCUGUUUUAUGCUCGCUAGGUUUGUGAUAUAUUUAACCGGAAACCUCAAUGACAUAUAGUACCAGACAAAAAUGUGCAAACACCUACUCAUUCAAGGGUUUUUCUUUUUUUUUUUUUACUAUUUUCUACAUUGUAAACUAUGAAAUAACACAUGGAAUCAUGUAGUAACCAAAAAAGUGUUAAACAAAUCAAAAAAAUAUUUUAUAUUUGAGAUUAGUAGCCACCCUUUGCCUUGAUGACAGCGUUGCACACUCUUGGUAUUCUCUCAACCAGCUUCAUGUCACCUGGAAUGCAUUUCAAUUAACAGGUGUGCUUUGUUAAAAGUUAAUUUGUGGAAUUUAUUUCCUUCUUAAUGCAUUUGAGCCAAUCAGUUGUGUUGUGACAAGGUAGGGAUGGUGUCCAGAAGAUAUCCCUAAUUGGUAAAAGACCAAGUCCAUAUUAUGGCAAGAACAGCUCAAAUAAGCAAAGAGAAAUGACAGUCCAUCAUUACUUUAAGACAUGAAGGUCAGUCAAUAUGGAAAAUUUCAAGCACUUUGAAAGUUUCUUCAAGUGCAGUCGCUAAAACCAUCAAGCGCUAUGAUGAAAGUGGCUCUCAUGAGGACCGCCACUGGAAAGGAAGACCCAGAGUUACCUCUGCUGUAGAGGAUAAGUUCAUUAGAGUUACCAGCCUCAGAAAUUGCAGCCCAAAUAAAUUCUUCACAGAGUUCAAGUCGCAGACACAUCUCAACAUCAACUGUUCAGAGGAGACUGUGUGAAUCAGGCCUUCAUGGUUGAAUUGCUUCAUAGAAACACUACUAAAGGACACCAAUAAGAAAAAUAGACUUGCUUGGGUCAAGAAACAUGACCAAUGGACAUUAGACCAGUGGAAAUCUGUCCUUUGGUCUAAUGAGUCCAAUUUUGAGAUUUUUGGUUCCAGCUGCCGAUUCUUUGUGAGACGCAGAGUAGGCGAACGGAUGAUCUCUGCAUGUGUGGUUCCCACCAUGAAGCAUGGAGGAGGAGGUGUGAUGGUGUGGGGGUGCUUUGAUGGUGACACUGACACUGAUCCUAAUAAAAUACCAAAUACCUGUCAGUGAUUUAUUUAGAAUUCAGUGCACACUUAACCAGCAUGGCUACCACAGCAUUCUGCAGCGAUAUGCCAUCCCAUCUGGUUUGUGCUUAGUGGGACUAUCAUUUGUUUUUCAACAGGACAAUGACCCAAAACACACCUCCAGGCUGUGUAAGGGCUAUUUGACCAAACAGGAGAGUGAUGGAGUGCUGCAUCAGAUGACCUGGCCUCCACAAUGACCCGACCUCAACCUAAUUGAGAUGUUUUGGGAUGAGUUGAACCACAGAGUGAAGGAAAAGCAGCUAACGAGUGCUCAGCAUAAAAUAUAUUUUGUUUUGUUGAUUACUACAUGAUUCCAUAUGUGCUAUUUUCAUAGUUUUGAUGUCUUUACUAUUAUUCUACAAUGUAGAAAAUAGUAAAAAAUAAAGAAAAACCCUUGAAUGAGUAGGUGUGUCCACACUUUUGACUGGUACUGUAUACUAAAACUUCAGCAUAUUUAUCAUCAAGUGUUUAACUAUAUUUUUGGGAAGUAGGUAUAAAUAAAUGUAAGAUAACUGUACCCGUAGUUUGUAGUGACACAAAAUCUGCUAAUCAACAUAUUGAAUAUAGUUUAUAUGGUUUCUUACUACUGAUAUACUAAUGAUUGAUUUUAGAUAAUUUAUGACUGUUUUGACAUUGUUGCUAUAUUGUUAUUUAUAACUUAAUUUUUGAAUGAGCGUGGGUUCCCGAUUUUAAGAUGAUUCUUGAAGAAUGAAGGUGAAAUUGUAAAAAAAUUAAUAAAAAAAAAGGGAAUAUUGGUACUUAUACCAGAACAAGGAAUUUGCCACAAUCUGUCCAACCAAUAACUUGUGUGGUUUUAGGUUCAAAUGUUAUUUAUGCUUCACGUCAUUUUUUGGGGACCUGUCAGUUUGGCAGAAUUGAUUGACCUCUAUUUGUACUGCUUUAUAAUAGGAACGUUUUUUGUUAGAAAUGUUUUUAAAUGAACCUGGACCAACAAAGGUAUUGCAAAUGUCUGGAACACGUCAUUUCUCAUUACUUUGCAGCAUUUUUUAUUACUGUUAUACAAUGGUAUUUUUGUAUCGGCUGCUAACGAUAACAAAAUAGAAUCAUUUUAAAGUAACAGUUGUUAGUCUUUAUCAUGUGAAGCUAACUUUGGUGCAGUUACUGCAAAGUCUGAACUAUAUGCAUAUGGAAUUUGAAACUAUGCUAUUUGCUUACGUUUGACUUUUAUCAGAAGUUCUGUAGUUGUUUUUGAGGGUCAUCUGGGGAAAUCGAAUUAUCAAUUGAAAAUGAAUAUCUUAGAAUGAUAGGCUUGUGUGUCGUUAAUGAAAGUGGACAGUGAGAUUCUGCUCUAGUAGCUACUUUCAGGAAGAUGUGAAGUCAGUUCCAAAUAUUGGUAAAGAUGAGCAAAACAAAUUUUGAGCUAUAUUGUAUGCUAAAAAAAAAUCGGAAAUGUAUAUUAUACCAAUACAAUUGCUCAGAGAAAGAGAGAGAGAAAAAAAUGUAACCUUUAUUUAACUAGGCAAGUCAGUUAAGAACAAAUUCUUAUUUACAAUGACGGCCUACCGGGGAACAGUGGGUUAAACUGCCUUGUUCAGGGGCAGAAUGACAGAUUUUUACCUUAUCAGCUCAGAGAUUCGAUCAAGUAACCUUUCCGGUUACUGGCCCCACACUCUAACCACCUGCUGUUUUAACAAGUAAUACGUUUUUCUCAAAAACAUAGAUAACUGCACUGAGCCUUUUUCUAAAAAUGUCUUAUGAGUUGCAGAACACAGUGGGAGUGAACUCAAUACAUAAUCUUUCCAGAUCCUUGAUAUCCUUUGUCUGUACUUAUGGACUGUCCUCUUCAAUUGAAACCACAGGUUUACAAUGGGGUUCAAGUUUCGAGACUAAGAUGGCUAUUGCAAAAUGUUGCUUUUUAUGGUCUAUUAACAAUUUCUUUGUGGAUUUUGAUGCUUUGGGUUAUUGUCUUGCUGGAAGACCCACUUGUGGCCAAGUUUCAGCCUCCUGGCAAAGCGAACCAGGUUACAACUAUAUUACUGGAAAAAUGAAAAUCCGACUCUUCAUUUUGAGGAUAAAAAAACAGAAGGAUUGGACAAUAGUACCAAUUGAGUUUGUUUGGGAUGCGUCCCUAUAUUAGUGAUUAAAUUAAAACUACCUCACGGAAAUUAGCAUAUUUAUUUUACUAUCUAACGAUAGUUGCUCAUAGUUUUCCAGAACCAUUUCCUAACCCUUGCUUUGUCACCAUUUUGAGAUUUUCUUCUUAUAGAAGAACUUUGUGAAUGUUUUGUACAAAAAUAAAUGUUUUCAACAAUAAACGUUUUUUCCCCACCGUGUAA